Messenger RNA from Patiria miniata (bat star), 3735 nucleotides. Its product is annotated as muscle, skeletal receptor tyrosine-protein kinase-like. Gene Ontology annotation, molecular function: transmembrane receptor protein tyrosine kinase activity; ATP binding. Gene Ontology annotation, biological process: multicellular organism development; cell surface receptor protein tyrosine kinase signaling pathway; protein phosphorylation. The transcript is spliced from 16 exons. The record is from RefSeq and is a predicted model, not a curated record. Gene Ontology annotation, cellular component: signaling receptor complex. The coding region runs from base 132 to 2510 and encodes 792 amino acids. NCBI's taxonomy places the organism in Eukaryota, Metazoa, Echinodermata, Asteroidea, Valvatida, Asterinidae.
CGCUCCACGAACAGCAGUUUUGUUCUUCGAGGAGUGUUCUUUUCACCUGUUUUCCUGGAGAACUAUUUCAAUCUGCAAAGAUGGCAAAUAUGUAAAGGAUUUACUGGUAUAUUUAAUCACCGUUUGCCGAAAUGAUCCAAUCGCACAUAUGGGUGGUGAUUGUAGCAACAUCGUUGGCAGUUUUAACGCCCAAAAUUGGAAUCACAUCUGCAAACACCUGCAUCACGUUGCCCUCUGCGACCAAUCUGAACCUGACGUUCCAGACCCGCCGGGACACCAGCGGGCCCGGCCUCGGCGGCAGCGGGGACAAGUGGACGCUGGACGCCGUGGGAUCCUGGCAGAGACCAGCAGGGAUUUUCACCGGUUAUGGAGCAAAGCUGUCGACGGUGCCGAGUAGUAAUCACCCCGAACUGAAUCCGUGUGCAAUAGAUUCGACGUUGUACACCUUGACGACGAACGAAUCAAUCACAUUUCCAGAUGUAGAUUUCGGAUAUGCAUAUGAACUGAGGGUUCGAACGUAUGACGAUAGCAACAACAUCAUGCAACGACCUCAAUCGGGCAGUCACAUUGAACCGAUUAACUCCCCGGAUUGUUACGAAGAGACAAAAAGCGCCGCCUUCUGCAGCGGACGAGCUGUCCAGACUACAGGCAAACCAGUGGAUCUUCGUAUAGACCGCACAAUACGGCAAAUUAACGGUGUUAUAGAGGUUAAUGCGUCGUGGGUGAGACCAGUACAAUCUAACGGAGCAAUCAAGAUGUACGUAGUUAGCUACAAACAACCCAACAAGCCCAUCACCACUAGCAACGGACACAAAGAUUACAUUCCAGCUGCUCAGGAGGAUGGUGAAUGGAACCUAACGGUGCGGUAUGAGAUCACCAUGGACCUGCCCGAAUCAACAGAUGACCUUUACGAAUUAACGGUAACACCUGUGACCGAUGAUACUACCAGCCUCUAUCAAGCUCGGAUACUAUUUGAAACAGCAGGCGCGGAGGAACCGAGUCCAGCAGAAACACGAAUCGAAUCUGCUUUGGAUUCCUGGAUACCUGAGGCCGAUCCCACGCCGCCACCCAGGCGAGCUCCAGACGGCAGGGGGUUGCCGUCCAAUGAUGAUGUGACCAAGGGCGCCACCACGAGUCCGUCGAGUGGCCUAGACAAAUCAACCACGCCCACGAGUGAGGGAGACAUCCCUCCCACCCCAGGCAAACCUGCCAGCAGUUCCAUCUUGGUGACGGCAUCGGUGGCUGUCGGUGCUGCCUUGGCCUUUCUCCUGUCCAUGGUAUGUGUGGCUUGCAUCUGCCUCCGGCGCAAGAAGAAGGAAGAUGAGUUGAAGAAGGCGGUGUUCAUCCGGACUAGGGAGGAGGAGAUCAGCAUGUAUCACCACAAGGGUAGUCUGGAGAAGAAUGAGACUGACUACAAAGAGUGUCUGCCUGAGUUUGAGGUCAAGGAACUAGACCGGACUCUGCUCAAGUUGGAGAAGGAGCUAGGAAGCGGCCAGUUCGGCGUGGUCUACAAGGGCUUCGCGUUUGGUGCCUACAAUAAGGAGGAGUAUUCACCAGUUGCCGUCAAGAGUCUCAAGUGUAAUGCGAGUUUGGCCAUGAAGGAAGACUUCUUGGAUGAGAUCAAGCUAAUCAUUGAGAUCGGGACGCAUCCUAACAUACUCUCCGUGCUUGGCUGCUGCACGGUGGAUGAGCCAUACUACCUCAUCACUGAGUUCAUGAAAUAUGGCGACUUGCUUCACUUCUUGUGGAAGUGUCGGGAGGAGAAUCGGCCGGAUGAUGACGUGAUUUACUUGCUGUCAGAGACCAACAAGAUACAGAUUGCUCGACAAAUCACGCGAGGCAUGGAAUAUCUGUCCAACACCCGUUACUACCACGGCGACCUGGCAGCUCGCAACGUCCUGGUGGGCGAGGACCUAGUGAUCAAGAUCUCAGAUUUUGGCCUAGCUGACGACAUCUACCAGAACGGUUACAAGCGCUUGGCCCCUCAGAGGAAACGCCCCGUCAAGUGGGUCAGCCUGGAGACCAAUAUGGAAGGCAAAUGCACCAUACAAAGUGACGUCUGGUCCUUUGGCAUCGUCUUGUAUGAGAUCUAUACGCUGGGAAGCAUGCCAUACCCUGGAGUGGAUGGACGCGAGGUCAUCCGACGUCUGCAGACCGGCUACCGCAUGGACAAACCAAACUCCUGCCCCGAAGACAUUUAUGACAUCAUGAGACAAUGCUGGCGAGAGAAACCCUGUGACCGACCGACCUUCACCAACCUCUUCAACACCUUCGACAAGAUGCUGGUGGCCCAGUGUGACUACAUGCCGCUUGAGGGCGCCGUGUACGACCACUGCAUCCCAACAACUGGUGGCAGCGGUGGGAUAAAGGCACGGAGCGAGAAGGGGGAGGCUAGCGGCGCCAUGGCAACAGGGUCAAAGCUCACACUGAACGAGGAGGAAAUGGCGAAGAGUGACCCUGAGCAGAGUGACACUGCUAGGCUCUUUCAAAAAGAUGAAAUUGAAGAUUAGGGCACGAGUACAGAAGCACUGAACGAUUACCAAAGUCAAGUAUUAAUGUUAUUAAUCUUCAUUAUUAUUGUUGUAGGAAUUAUGAUAACCAAAUUCAAUUCAAGGAGCCGGUACUUCAUUGUGUGAAGAAAUUAUUCACUUUGGCCAGGUAUAGUGUCUGUUUGUAUAUAGAUUUGUAAUUUUGGUGUGUAUUAAAGUUAUCGGUGUUGUUGCAAGAUGAUCGCAUAAGGCAGUAGUUGCGGAUUUUUCUGUAUUUUGGUGAUAAAUAUAAAAUAUUCCACUUAAGGUAUUUGUGCUAAUAAAUAAUAUGUGGCACCUAUGUAAAUGUGUAUAUUAUGUAUCAUAAUGAGUAUUUCACUUAUCUGAAGAUCAAAUAGAGUGUCACUUUGUAAGUUAUAUUUUCACUGAACUCAGUGAAAAACAGUGUUUUCAGUUUUCAGUGUUUGUGCAGCGAAGAAUUCGAUGUAACGCAGAGUGACGAGGCUGGGCUUCCAUGAUAUUCGAUAAGCAUGAUAUCAAAAGCACCAGUUUGUCGAACUUUGUAUUGACCGUAAUAUAAAUAGUUUUAACAUUGUGAUACUUUCGUAAAGUUGUAACUCUCCGUGUCAGUUUGUAAAUUCACGAAGUGAUGAGGUCUACGGACCAAAACAUAUAAAGUACAAUCCCCAAACAGAUGUGCAAGAUUAGCGUGUAUAUCCAUAGAAAAUCAAAUACACCAACCGAUUCCGCAAGCUCGGUGAUCGAGUGGUAAUACACGAGAGGUCCUGGGUUCGAAUCCCAUCCAAGUGAUUUUUUUCAACUUUCACUCGGGAGGUAGCACACUGUAUAUACAGUGUUUAUACGUCGGUGAAGGGCAAAACACCUAAUAUUAAUUUAUAUCAUCCCGACGCAAAUUCAUCUACUGAAUAGUUAAUACACGAUAUAACAUCACGAUAGUUCAAAAGCCUGAUCUGGUGUUAUCCAAAUAUUUGUCUAAACCAUUCGUGUUAUAAUGACAUAUACAUAUACUUGUUUAUAUACAUCUACUAGCAAAAAAAACCGCAACUUUAUUGUAAAUCAUUCUCAAGUGUAAUUUAAUUCAAGAUUACAGGACACCCUGUUUAUCGUUUUCAACAACAUGACUUCUUUGGGGGACACUGAUGCGUGUUAACAUGGAUCAAUUGGUUUUGUGAGGUUUAAGGCGGUAUUGUACACAACCAAAUUAUCUCGACAGCAACUUUUAACU